This is a messenger RNA of Capsella rubella, 1985 nucleotides long. Its product is annotated as 3beta-hydroxysteroid-dehydrogenase/decarboxylase. Gene Ontology annotation, molecular function: 3-beta-hydroxy-Delta5-steroid dehydrogenase (NAD+) activity. Bases 144 to 1829 code for a protein of 561 amino acids. Gene Ontology annotation, biological process: steroid biosynthetic process. The transcript is spliced from 12 exons. Lineage: Eukaryota; Viridiplantae; Streptophyta; Magnoliopsida; Brassicales; Brassicaceae. The record is from RefSeq and is a predicted model, not a curated record.
GUGGAGAGGUUGCAAGCAUAUGAUACGCCCGCCAAGCAGCUCUUUGUGCACUGACCCAACUCGACUCGGCCUAUUUCUGAGUUGACGCGCUCGAGUUAGAUAUAGAAAAGCGAAUAGAGCUGGGGUUUAAUUCGGCGACAACAAUGGAGGAACAUUCCCUCCAUAGCGAUUCUCACCUCAAGGCCUGUGUCGUCCUCGGCGGCCGAGGUUUCAUUGGUCGAUCGCUUGUCUCCAGAUUGCUUCGCCUCGGAAACUGGACGGUCCGAGUCGCUGAUUCCGGUCACAAUCUCCAUCUCGACGAAUCCGAUUCGGUCCUUGUGGAUGCUCUCUCCUCCGGCCGUGCUUCUUAUCACUGCGUCGAUGUUCGUGAUAAACCUCAGAUCGUUAAAGUUACUGAGGGUUCCUGUGUUGUAUUUUACAUGGGAGCUACUGAUUUACGUUCCUAUGAUUACUUUCACUGCUACAAGGUUAUAAUUCAAGGUACAAAAAAUGUGAUUUCUGCCUGUCGUGAGUCUGGAGUCAGAAAACUUAUCUACAACAGUACUGCUGAUGUUGUUUUUGAUGGUUCCCAGCCUAUACUUGAUGGUGAUGAAUCCUUGAGACGUCCUUUACGGUUCCAAUCCAUGUUGACAGACUUUAAAGCUCAAGCAGAAGCUUUGAUCAAAUUUGCUAACAAUCGUGAUUGUCUCUUAACUUGUGCACUUCGCUCUAGCAUUGUCUUUGGACCUGGUGAUACGGAGUUUGUACCUUUCCUUGUGAACCUAGCCAAGUCCGGAUAUGCAAAGUUUAUAAUUGGGAGUGGUGAAAAUAUGUCUGAUUUCACUUACUCUGAGAACGUUUCUCAUGCACAUAUAUGCGCUGCAGAAGCACUAGAUUCACAAAUGGAGUAUGUGGCUGGAAAGGAAUUUUUUAUCACAAACCUCAAGCCGGUCAGAUUUUGGGACUUUGUAAGCCACAUUGUUGAAGGUCUGGGAUACCCAAGACCAUCCAUUAAACUUCCUGUUCGGCUGGUUUUGUUUGUUUUCUCACUUCUUAAGUGGACACACCGAAAAGAGAGCCUUGGGAGUAAUUAUGAUACAGCUCAUCAGUAUGCUCUGUUAGCUUCAUCAGUGAGAACUUUUAACUGCAAUGCAGCUAAAAAGCAUCUUGGUUACACACCUGUUGUGACACUUGAAGAUGGUAUUGCAUCAACGCUUCAGUGGUUCUCUCGGGAUCUUGAGAAGUCUGAUGACAUGAUGAUUCAAUCUACGGCAGAUCAGCUUCUUGGUUGUGGUAAAGUUGCAGACAUCUUGCUGUGGAGAAAUGAGAAGAAAUCAUUCGUUUCUUUUCUUUUCCUCAACUUGUUAUAUUACUGGUUCUUCUUUUCUGGCAACACAUUUACUUCAUCUGCAGCCCAACUCCUGUUUCUAUUUGCUGUUGCUCUCUAUGGACUUGCUUUUGUGCCGUCAAAGAUUUUUGGUUUUCAAGUCAAGAAAAUACCCCCGUGGAGAUUUGAAAUCUCGGAAUCAGCUAUAAGAGAUUUUAGCAGAGAUAUCGUAGUUGUGUGGAACCACGGAGUUCGCCGUUUUAAAUCCCUAAGCAGAGGAGGAGACUGGGUCAAGUUCUUCAAGAUUGCGGGAUCGCUAUAUCUCCUCAAACUGAUCGUAUCCCGUUCAUUGGCGGCAUUUCUUUUCACAGUGCUGUCUUUCUCGUUCACCGCUUUCUUCAUGUACGAGCAAUACGAGCUUGAGCUCUAUCACCUAGCCCGGAUCUUUAUUGAAUGCUUAACAGCUGUUAAAAGGAGGGUGAUGCCUGUUUCUGAUGCUUCAUCUAAACCAAUGUUCAUGUGAAGCUUCCAAAGUCCACAAAACGAAUACCAACAGUCCCAGAGAGACUAAUUGAAGUGAUUUAGAUGUAUUUGUACAAACAGUAUGCUAUAUUUCAGAAUGUAAUCUUAAGAGUGGAGAGGGAUAUAUAAUUACGAUUAUUUACGACUUUGCCAUGUC